Molecule: messenger RNA, 2631 nt
Organism: Trichomycterus rosablanca
Lineage: Eukaryota; Metazoa; Chordata; Actinopteri; Siluriformes; Trichomycteridae
Product: extracellular calcium-sensing receptor-like
Exons: 6
Coding region: 1-2631 (876 amino acids)
Biological process (GO): G protein-coupled receptor signaling pathway
Cellular component (GO): plasma membrane
Molecular function (GO): G protein-coupled receptor activity
Source: RefSeq, a predicted model, not a curated record
AUGUUACUUCUGUCAUACCUGUAUCUGUACAUAACCUGGAGCUCCUCAGUCUCCUUCCCCGACACCACCGGUCCUGACCUGGCACACGGCUCAGGAUCAUGCAAGCUCCAAGGGCACUUCAAGCUAAACGGGGUGCGCCAGAGUGGGGACCUGAUUCUCGGCGGUCUGUUCGAGGUCCAUUUCCUCACUGUGUUCCCAGAUCUGAGCUUCACAAGCAGGCCAGAGGAACCUUACUGUGAACAGUUCGACAUGGCGAGUUUCCAGCAGGCGCAGACCAUGGUUUUCGCCAUCGACGAGAUCAACAGGAAUCCGAAACUGCUCCCGAACGUCACCCUGGGCUACCACCUGUACGACAACUGCGUAAAACUUGCGGUGGCGUUCCGUGCCGCCACGGCCCUGAUCAGCGGUACUGACCAGAUCGUUCCGAACGUGGACUGCGAUGAUUCUCCACCAGUGAUUGGGAUCGUCGGAGACCCGGGGUCCACUCACUCUAUUGCCAUCUCUAGCGUGUUGGGGCUGUUCCGGGUGCCCAUGGUGAGUUAUUUCGCCACGUGUGCCUGUCUCAGUGAUCGUCAGCAGUACCCAUCCUUCUUCAGGACCAUCCCCAGCGAUGCCUUCCAGGUGCACGCCAUCAUCCAGAUCCUAAAACGCUUCGGCUGGACUUGGGUCGGCCUGGUGUACAGCAACGAUGACUACGGGAUCGACGCCGCCCUGUCCUUCCACCAGGACAUCCGGGAGAAGCUGGGCGGCUGCGUGGCGUACUCGGAGAUCCUGCCGCGAGACAACAACCGCAGAGACAUAGGGCGUAUCGUCGGCGUGAUCAGAGACUCCACGUCCAAAGUGGUGGUGGUGAUCUCCACUGAGGCUUAUCUGCUGCCGCUGAUGGAUGAAAUAUCGAUGAGGAACGUGACCGGAAAGCAGUGGAUCGCCAGCGAGGCCUGGGCCACCUCGCCCGUCUUUCUAACGCAGCGCAUGCUGCCCGUCCUGGGUGGUACUCUGGGCAUCGCUAUCCGUCGUGGAGAAAUCGAAGGACUUCGGGAGUUUCUUCUGCACCUGCGUCCGGACACGGAACCGUCCAACAACAUGGUGCGAAUCUUCUGGGAGAAGAUGUUCGGCUGCAGAUUCGAUCCCGGAGAAACCCAGGCCACAGGGGAAGUGGACACGACGCUGUGUACGGGGGAGGAGGACCUGAAUAGCACAAACACGGCGUACAGCGACAUGUCCGAACUCAGGGCUUCAUACAAUGUGUAUAAGGCUGUGUAUGCACUGGCGCAUGCCCUGCAUGACUUAAUGCAAUGUGAGGAGGGCAAAGGGCCGUUUAGUAACCACAGCUGUGCCAACAUAUCGACCCUGCAGCCCUGGCAGGUCGUUCAUUACCUCCAGAGAGUAAAUUUCAGCACUGGCUUCGGGGACCGUGUAUCUUUCGACAAGAACGGCGACCCCCUGGCUGUGUACGAUGUCAUGAGCUGGCAGCCGAAGCCGGACGGGUCCAUCAGGGUCCGUACGGUCGGCGUGGUGUACGAGGCCGCCCCGGCGGGACACGUCCUCACGCUCAACGAAGACGCUCUGUUCUGGAACUUUGAGACGAAAAAACCACCCAGGUCUGUGUGCAGUGAGAGCUGCCCCCCGGGUACCAGGAAAGCCAGGAGGAAGGGCGUGCCCAUCUGUUGUUUUGACUGCCUACCCUGCGCAGACGGAGAGAUCAGCAACACAACAGAUUCGUACGAGUGCACUGCAUGUGCGGACGAGUUCUGGUCCAGUCCAGAAAAGGACCGCUGCAUCCCUAAAGAGGUGGAGUUCCUGUCCUAUCAAGACCCGCUGGGCAUCUCCCUGACCGCUGCGUCCCUGUUCGGCUCCUGCUUCUGCGCGGGGGUCCUUUUCGUCUUCGUGCAUCACCGCCACACCCCGGUGGUCCGGGCCAACAACUCGGAACUGAGCUUUCUUCUUCUGCUGUCGCUGAAACUCUGCUUCCUGUGCGCUCUGCUGUUCAUCGGUCAGCCACAGACGUGGACGUGUCAGCUGAGGCACGUGGCCUUCGGGAUCAGCUUCGCGCUCAGUGUCUCCAGCAUCCUGGUCAAAACCAUGGUGGUGGUGGCAGUCUUCAAGUCCUCUCGACCCGAAGGACAGAAUGCUCUGAAGUGGUUUGGCAUCGCCCAACAGAGAGGAACAGUUCUGGUUCUUACAGCCCUUCAGGUGGUCAUCUGUACAGUCUGGCUGGCCACAUCAUCUCCCAAACCCUACAAAAACACCCGCUACAUCAGCUCAAAGAUAGUCUACGAGUGUGCCGUGGGUUCGGUGAUGGGCUUCGCGACUCUGUUAGGCUACAUCGGCCUGCUGGCUGCCGUGAGCUUCCUGCUCGCUUUUCUGGCCCGGAACCUUCCAGAUAACUUCAACGAGGCCAAAUUCAUCACCUUUAGCAUGCUGAUCUUCUGCGCCGUGUGGAUCACCUUUGUACCAGCAUACGUCAGCUCUCCCGGAAAAUACUCUGUUGCCGUAGAGGUUUUCGCCAUCCUGGCUUCUAGUUUUGGUCUCCUGGUGGCUAUAUUCGCCCCAAAGUGUUACAUUAUCCUCCUGCACCCCGAACGGAACACCAAAAAGGCCAUCAUGGGACGAGCAGCGCAAAAGAAAUAG